AUGUACUGUAAUUGGGUGCCUGGCACUCCUCGGGCACCAGUGACGACAGGCUGCGAGGCUGCCGUCCAGAGGCCCAGAGCUUCCAAGUACGAUGCGGACGUCGCAAAAGACCAUGCUAAUGAGUUAGGCGGCCAUAUUGCCCAGUUAGUGAUCAUGGCUCUGUUAAUGUGGAAAGCGUUCGACUUCUUCGAAGUAAGCCCGGUCAAGCUUGGCGACGACGAGACGCGGUCCUUCUUCGAGAGAAACGAGAUAUCCAGCGUAUGCUCCGGCUCCGACAGCCUAUUCCUUGGAAGUUUCGAUGGAUAUGUGCGCAUCGUUGGCGCAAGCUGGAAGGUCGUUCGGAGCUUCCACGCCCACGAGACGGGACGAAUCACACACAUGCGCCAGGUUGAGGGGACGAGCUUGUUGGUUACCGUCGCCGAGGAUCUGAGCAAUGAGCCAGUCUUGAAGGUCUGGGCCCUGGACAAGCCCGUCAAGAAGACGGGGUUGCCCACUUGCCUAAGCACGUUAAAUAUCAACAAUGGCCGAAAACAGUUCCCAGUAUCCGCGUUUACCGCAUUGGAUGACCUGUCGCAACUUGCUGUCGGCUUCGCCAACGGCUCCGUAACUCUCAUACGCGGCGACCUAAUACAUGACCGAGGGACGAAACAGCGGAUAGUGCACGAAUCAGAAGAGCCGGUGACGGGCGUUGAGUUCAUAUCGGAAGCCAAGGUGACCACUCUGUUUGUCGCGACGACAGCGCGCUUAUUGAAGGUUGUCGUCACCGGAAGAGGCCAAGGUCAACCUCCGAGAACGGUCGAGGACUCGGGUUGCGCAGUCGGAUGCAUGACACUGAACAAGAAGACGGGUGAUAUCAUCGUGGUCAGGGACGAUGCUGUGUACUACUACAACCUGGAUGGCAGAGGACUGUGUUUCGCAAAUGAUGGCACGACAACGUUGGCCGAAACAUAUCAAAACUACGUUGCCCUCGUUUCACCCCCUGCAUCUCCAUCGGCUGGUAACUCGGGCGUCGGGCGACGCUUUGGUGGUGGCAGUACGGAGGCUCUGUUCAGUGCCUCAACUUUUACCAUGAUCGAUCCAACACUCCAGAUCGUCGCCCACAACGAGACUAUGAUCUCUAAAGUACAGGCCUUGUUUGAGAUCUGGGGAGACUUGUUCAUUCUGACUCAAGAUGGAAAGGUCAACCGAUAUCACGAGAAAUCUCUCCAACAACGGCUCGACCUUCUCUACCAGCGCAACUUGUACCCACUUGCGAUCAGUGUAGCCAAGAAGGUCGGCUUGGACGAACAACAACAGAAUAUUAUAUUCCGGAAAUACGGCGAUCACUUGUACCAAAAAGGUGAUUAUGAAGGUGCCAUGGCUCAAUAUAUCCAAGCCAUUGACAACACUGAACCUUCCCAAGUCAUUCGCAAGUAUCUCGACACACAAAGGAUACAUAAUCUCAUUCAGUAUUUGGAGCAGCUACACGAACACCACAAAGCGACUGCUGACCACACGACGCUACUUCUGAAUUGUUAUGCAAAGCUGAAAGAUGUGGAAAAGCUCGAAAAGUUCAUCAAGUCGGAAGGUGACCUCAAAUUUGAUACCGAUACAGCAAUUGCUAUGUGCAGACAAGGUGGUUACUACGAGCAGGCAGCUUACUUGGCAACGAAGCAUGGCGAGAAUGAAUUGGUAGUCGACAUUCUCAUCGAAGACUCGAAGAACUAUAAUGACGCACUCAAUUUCAUAUGGCAUCUUGAGCCAGAAGCGGCAUACCCAGCUCUUAUGAAAUAUGCACGAGUGCUACUUGAGCAUUGCCCAUCAGAUACAACACAGUUAUUCAUCGACUAUUACACGGGAAAAUACAAACCAAAGAUCCAGAUCACAACAGUUGAAGAAGCUCCAAUACAUUCAACUGGUGCGCUUGGGAAUGCGCUCGGAGGACUGGCGGCGGGCACUUCCAACGCCGUUCAGAAUCUUACGAACCUUUUGCCUCUUCCCUAUAUGAAUACCUCCUCGAUUUCCAGCACUCCAGACCCAGGAAGUAAGGGCCAAAGCACGACAACGCAGAACGACCUUUCUUCCGCGACACUAGAUCCAGAUCUGAUUGAGCCGCCAAAAUAUACACCACCAACACCACGGACAGCAUUUUCGUCGUUCAUCGAUCACUCUGAUGAGUUUAUCAUAUUCCUCGAAGCAUAUCUAGAAGAAGAAUCUCUGAAAGACUCAGAUAAGUCGGACAUAUAUACGACUCUUUUCGAGAUGUACCUUCACAAAGCUAGCGAAAAGAAGGGCGAGGACCGCGAAGAGUGGGAGCGAAAGGCAAAACAGCUCAUAUCGGAACGGGACCUACCUAUCGAAAACUCAAAUGUCUUGCUCUUGUCACACCUUUCGGACUUCAGAGAUGGCACCACGUUGGUCAAAGAGCAGUCCGGCCUUCUGUUCGACAUAUUCCGCUCUUACACUAGCGCCAAGGAUACUCGAGGAACGAUCAAAGCCCUACGCAAGUAUGGACCUGAGGAGCCGCAACUCUACCCUGCGGCGCUGGCAUAUUUCACCUCCGAUACUAAGGUCCUCGAAGAGGCUGGUCCGGAGGAGCUCGCAAAUGUACUGCGACGAAUCGAUGAAGACAGCUUGAUGGCUCCAUUGCAGGUUAUUCAAACACUGGGGGCCAAUGCAGUAGCAACGAUGGGUAUGAUUAAGCCCUAUUUGCAAGAAACCAUAUCCCGGGAGCGCCGAGAGAUUGCGGCCAACCGCCGGCAGAUCAAUUCUUUCCGUAAAGAGACAGAGCAAAAGCGCAUCGAGAUUGCUGAGCUGGGAACCAAGCCCGCUGUCUUGAAACCACAACGUUGUCCUGGGUGUGGCGGACUUUUGGAUUUGCCAGUGGUUCAUUUCCUCUGCAAACACAGUUUCCACCAGCGAUGUCUCAAGCAAAGCGGAGAUGGCACCGAGACCGAGUGUCCUCUUUGUGCAAGCAGUAAUAUGGCAGUACGCGCUAUGAAGCGCAGCCAAGAGGAGAGAGCGGACAGGCAUGACUUGUUCAAAGACGCACUUGACAAAGGGAAGGGGGACGAGAGAUUCAAAACCGUGGCGCAGUGGUUUGGUCAGGGUGUUAUGGGUGCUGGGGUCAGCGUUCCGGAAUAG
Truncatella angustata is the source of this 3123-nucleotide messenger RNA. Its product is annotated as vacuolar protein sorting protein-like protein. Gene Ontology annotation, molecular function: protein binding; protein-macromolecule adaptor activity. Bases 1 to 3123 code for a protein of 1040 amino acids. The transcript has 6 exons. The record is from RefSeq and is a predicted model, not a curated record. Lineage: Eukaryota; Fungi; Ascomycota; Sordariomycetes; Amphisphaeriales; Sporocadaceae. Gene Ontology annotation, biological process: intracellular protein transport; vacuole organization; organelle fusion. Gene Ontology annotation, cellular component: HOPS complex; endosome.